UGUACAUAGAAAUAAACCUUUAUAUAAGUCCGUACCUGUGACAUUUAUUAACCAAUAAGCUAGCGAUGGCCAUAAGGUCCAAUUUCCCUCCCACACGCCCGAGGGGACCAAGCGAGAAUCGCCUUAAUGGCAUCUAACAAUUCUAACACCUGGCAGGUAGACCGUAAAAAUUAUUAAAAUUCAAUUGUGGGGUUAUGUCCCUUUGUUCCAUUUUGUUGUUUUGGUCACGUUCCUUCGCCACUUUUUUUUCUUUCACACUUCAAAAGCGAUUUACGUAAGGAGCGGGGCCUUAUGGCGUCAAAAUAGCGAGCACACCCGUUUUUCUUUGCCCAGGAUAAGUGAAUUUAUACACUUAAAAACCAUGACUGCCUCAAGCCCCACAGAGGGAAUCCCACCACCCCCUUUGGCCCCGCAAAACGGUUUGCCAACUGGGAUUCCCCACUCGCCCCACAUAAAACCAAACUUCGAGACCCCCAUUAAAGAUCCGAGCAGGAUUAUGACCAAGAAAAUCCUUCAUGUCGCGGGGUUUUUCGUUGCUUUUGCCACCGUUAUGUCCAUAUUAAUCCUAUAUAUUGACAAUACCAGUAUGAAGCAUAGACAGUUUACGUUAAGUCUGAAUAAGGAUAUGGAACUUAACGGGAUCUCUCAGGAUGAUCAGCAGCUUAUCAUGUAUUUGAGGGAGGUGGCCUUGUUUCCUGCUAUAGAGCCCCAUCAUAAGCCUUUGGAGUCACAGGAGGCCGUACCGGAGGACACCGACUAUGUUUUGAAGUUGCUUAAUAACAAGAAAAAUGGAAUUUUUAUCGAAGCGGGAGCGUAUAACGACGGCAGAACCUCGAAAACCGACAUCCUGGAGCGUCAGUUCGGUUGGAAAGGUUUACUGAUCCAGCCGGACCCGAGACAUUACUUUAACUUGAGGCGACAUAACAGGGCGAGGAGCCAAUGCAUCUUGGCCUGCCUCAGCCCCAUGCCGUACCCCCGAGAAGUGACUCUCCAUACAGAAAACGAGAUAAAAGUGAACGCCAUCUCCAAUACGGCCAAUCCCGAUUGGUUAGUUAUCAGAGUGAAAUGUUUCCCACUUUAUUCACUUUUACUGGCCAUAAACACGAGUAAUAUUGACUAUUUGGCAUUGGAAACUGACGGGACCGAGUUGCAAGUGUUGGAAACGUUGCCUUUUGAAAGGGUUAAUAUCGGGGUGAUUGGGGUGACUUUGAGGGAGAACGAGGGGGAUAUUGGGACUAUUAAGAAGUUUCUGGCCAGCAAGAAAUAUCGGUUUAUGGACAGGUUUAAUGGCACAUACAUUUUUAUGUUAAAUAAGGUGAAGAUUUAGGGCUUUGAAGACUGAAUGGCGCCAAAGUUAAAAUUUGAACCGUUUCUGGGUGCUUUAUUGGGACAUUUUUGGCUGUAAAUUAGGUUACACUUUAAUGCUAAAAGUGGUUUAUUAGCGUUGCACAAACCCGCAUAAACGAUUAUGCAGAUCUCAGAUUUGCUCUCUUUGACUGAUUUAUUUUCUCGAAUAUUUUGUAUAGUACUAACCCUACCCCCUCCUCACUUCUGACCAAAUAUUUUCUCUUAAGAGUGCCUUACUAACAUAGUUUUAUGAUUAUUAUUAGUUGUUCCGUAUUUUGUCGAUUCAUUCCUCGUACAGUAGUAGUAGUAGUUUUAGGCCAUUAUAUUUAUUAAUUAUAUAGUUUUGAUUAAUUAAUACUUUUGUACUUAUGUUUAGUAGUAGUAACUUUGGUAGUUUUAAGCUAUUUACUUAAAAAAUAAACGAAAAUAGUCUACUA
Messenger RNA from Anthonomus grandis grandis, 1784 nucleotides. RefSeq names its product protein Star (gene S). The coding region runs from base 362 to 1327 and encodes 321 amino acids. The record is from RefSeq and is a predicted model, not a curated record. The transcript is spliced from 4 exons. NCBI's taxonomy places the organism in Eukaryota, Metazoa, Arthropoda, Insecta, Coleoptera, Curculionidae.